UAGUGAAAGGGAAGCGUAUGCAGAGAUUCACUUGCCUAAUUAAGGAAGAGAAAAAUCCGAGAGAUCCUCGUUGACGCAUCUUCCGUUGAUUGAUUACCCGUUGAAUUGGAAUCACCUUCUCCUUCUUCCGUUGAAUCCGUCAAAAUUCAAGUAAAAUUCGAAACCCCUGGAAGGUGGGCGUGAUGAACAGGUUGAGGAAUCUGGACGCUUACCCCAAAAUCAAUGAAGAUUUCUACAACCGUACUCUUUCCGGCGGCCUCAUCACCCUCUUCUCCUCCCUCCUCAUGCUAAUUCUCUUCUUCUCCGAGCUUCGGCUUUAUAUGCAUCCUGUUACGGAGACUCAGCUCCGUGUUGAUACGUCAAGAGGAGAGAAGCUACGUAUCAAUUUUGAUGUUACGUUCCCUGCGCUUCAAUGCUCGAUCAUUAGUAUUGAUACAAUGGAUAUUAGCGGAGAGCGGCACCUUGAUGUGCGACAUGAUAUUAUUAAAAGAAGAUUAGACUCUCAUGGCAAUGUCAUUGAGUCCAAACAAGAUGGAAUUGGUCAUACUAAGAUUGAGAAACCUUUACAGAAACAUGGUGGAAGGUUGGAGCACAAUGAAACGUAUUGUGGUUCCUGCUUUGGAGCCGAAACGACGGAUGAUACUUGUUGUAAUUCAUGUGAAGAAGUUCGUGAAGCUUAUCGAAAGAAAGGUUGGGCCCUCUCUGACCCUGAAUCUAUCGACCAGUGUAAAAGAGAAGGAUAUGUGCAAAAGGUGAAAGAUGAAGAAGGUGAAGGCUGUAACCUUCACGGUUUCUUGGAAGUUAAUAAAGUCGCUGGGAAUUUUCAUUUCGUUCCAGGACAAAGCUUUCAUCAAUCCGGUUUCCAAUUUGGUGAUCUUAUAUUUUUCCAGCAAGGGAACUACAAUAUUAGCCACAAGGUUAACAGGCUGGCCUUUGGAGACUUUUUCCCCGGUGUAGUGAACCCUCUAGAUGGGUAUAAACUUCUCUCUCUCCCAAUUCAUUAUACAGGCCUUUUAUCGUCUUAUCAUCUGAAAUAUUAUCUUGGUUCUCUCAGUGUGCAGUGGAAUCAGGAGAAACAAAAUGGCGUGUAUCAAUAUUUCGUCAAGGUGGUACCAAGCAUUUACACUGAUGUUCAUGGGCAUACCAUUCAGUCAAACCAGUUCUCUGUGACAGAACAUUUCCAGAAAAUGGAAGCAGGUCGAAUGCAAUCUCCGCCUGGUGUUUUCUUCUACUAUGAUCUUUCGCCGAUUAAGGUGAUAUUUGAGGAGCAGCAUGUGGAGUUCUUGCACUUCCUAACAAAUGUUUGUGCUAUAGUAGGAGGUAUCUUCACCGUAUCAGGAAUAGUGGAUUCGUUCAUAUACCAUGGACAAAGAGCAAUUAAGAAGAAAAUGGAGAUUGGUAAAUUCAACUGAGUUUGUUUGUUUUAUUAUAUAUAUAUUCUUCACACUUUCUUGAUCAGAGACUGGUUGACCUUGAACGGGGUUUUACAGUUAGACAUUAGGUUUGAUGAGUCUGGCAAGCAACAAUGUUUGAUUAUGAAGGGAUCUGAGAAAUUUUCACUUUACCUUUUUAAUUAUGUAUCUUUUCCUUUUUCAAUACACAAAAUCUUUUUAUACUUUCGUUUUCAACACUGUAAACAACAAACUCUUAUAUUUUCUUUUAAUUUUAA
Messenger RNA from Brassica rapa (field mustard), 1669 nucleotides. Its product is annotated as endoplasmic reticulum-Golgi intermediate compartment protein 3-like. NCBI's taxonomy places the organism in Eukaryota, Viridiplantae, Streptophyta, Magnoliopsida, Brassicales, Brassicaceae. The record is from RefSeq and is a predicted model, not a curated record. Gene Ontology annotation, cellular component: endoplasmic reticulum; COPII-coated ER to Golgi transport vesicle.